Aspergillus steynii IBT 23096 is the source of this 698-nucleotide messenger RNA. RefSeq lists its product as uncharacterized. The record is from RefSeq and is a predicted model, not a curated record. Gene Ontology annotation, cellular component: mitochondrial outer membrane. Lineage: Eukaryota; Fungi; Ascomycota; Eurotiomycetes; Eurotiales; Aspergillaceae. The transcript is spliced from 2 exons. Bases 86 to 583 code for a protein of 165 amino acids. Gene Ontology annotation, biological process: autophagy of mitochondrion.
UCCGUAUCUCCCUCACCAGAACUCAAUUGCAUCCAAUCUCCCACCGAUACUGCCUCUUCACUGUCAAUCCCUCAUAUAACCCAUCAUGUCCCUCCUCAUGUCCCGCACCUCCGCCAUCCUCGGCGUCGGCGUCGGACUCGGCCUCUCCCUCAGCCCCCUGUCUCCAUUCCGCUCCACCCCGAUCCAAUGCCAAUACGCAGCGCCCUACCCCCGGGCCACGGAGUCCGCCGAAUCCGGCUGGGCCAUCGACGGCCAGGACCCCCUGCUGCGCAAACAAGGCGCCACGGGUCCUGGCAGCAGCAUCUUCACGGCGUCCAACAUGCGCCAGGUCAGUUUGGGCAGCGUCCUGGGCCUCGUGGCGGGCGUGGGAUUGCGGGCGUUUUCGAAGGCGCUGGUGGUAUUGCUGGGGAUGGGUGUUGUUUUGGUCGAGUGGGCUGCUGCUAAGGGGUACAAUAUUCUGCCCCUGCAGAAGAUGCAGAGGUAUGUGAAGGGAGUGGAUCUGCAGAAGGCCGUGUCGAGGCAGAUUCCGUUCAAGCUGAGCUUCGGGGCGACGAUGACGCUGGCGGCAUUUGCGCAGUUUUGAUUUUGCACCGAAACGGUGAUGAUAUGUGAGAAAGUGGAUGUUCAAUAUUGGAUAUUGAUUUAGAAGCCAUGGUUAGAUGUUGUACAGUACACAGGUAAUUAGACGCCAUAUUCAG